Molecule: messenger RNA, 1720 nt
Organism: Musa acuminata subsp. malaccensis (wild Malaysian banana)
Lineage: Eukaryota; Viridiplantae; Streptophyta; Magnoliopsida; Zingiberales; Musaceae
Product: UDP-glucuronate 4-epimerase 1
Source: RefSeq, a predicted model, not a curated record
CGCGCUUCCUGUCGCCUGUCGGUUCUCCUUUCCUUGCUAUUUAUAUAUCCCCGUCCGUCCGCCCUCUCUCAGCAGGUGCAGCAAGGCAUUUAUUUCAGCAAACACCUCAUUUACCUUCGCCGCCCUGUCUCCGCCUCCUCCGUUCCACCACCUCCACUGGUCGCAUUGCCGCUGUUAUCGACAGAUUUUAAGAAAGCAGCGAAGAAGAUGAGAUUGAUGGAAGACGAGUUGUUUCCGUCGACGCCUGGGAAGUUUAAGAUCGAGCGGGCGCACACCAUCAAUCGCCAGUUCCACAGAUGCUUCGCAUCGACGAGCACCAUGUUCCUGUGGGCGUUGUUCUUGAUUGCGCUCACGGCGUCGUACCUUAGUUUCCAGAGCUUCGUCGACACCUCCUCCCGCUACUUUAAUGCGUCGUGGGGCGGGAUGCACUGGGAGAAGCAGAUCCGGGCCUCCGCCACCCCUCGACGCCCCGGCGGCGUCUCCGUGCUCGUCACGGGCGCCGCAGGCUUCGUCGGGACGCACGUGUCCCUCGCCCUCCGCAAACGCGGCGACGGCGUCGUCGGGCUGGACAACUUCAAUAGCUACUAUGACCCGUCGCUGAAGAAGGCCCGCAAGGCGCUGCUGACCUCCCACGGCGUGUUCGUUGUGGAGGGGGACAUCAACGAUGCCCGCCUCCUCGCCAAGCUCUUUGACGUCGUGCCCUUCACCCACGUGAUGCACCUCGCGGCCCAGGCCGGCGUGCGCUACGCCAUCGAGAACCCGGCGUCGUACGUCCACAGCAACAUUGCGGGGCUCGUCACGCUGCUCGAGGCGUGCAAGUCUGCGGACCCGCAGCCGGCGAUCGUGUGGGCGUCGUCUUCGUCGGUGUACGGCCUCAAUGAGAAGGCGCCCUUCUCGGAGGCGGACCGCACCGAUCGCCCAGCCUCCCUCUACGCGGCCACGAAGAAGGCCGGCGAGGAGAUCACCCACACCUACAACCACAUCUACGGCCUCUCCAUCACGGGGCUCCGCUUCUUCACCGUCUACGGGCCCUGGGGCCGCCCCGACAUGGCCUACUUCUCCUUCACCCGCAACAUCCUCCAGGGGAAGCCCAUCACCGUCUACCGCGGCAAGAACCACGUCGACCUCGCCCGCGACUUCACUUACAUCGACGACAUCGUCAAGGGCUGCGUCGCCUCCCUCGACACCGCGCAGAAGAGCACCGGGAGCGGCGGCCGGAAGCGUGGCCCCGCCCAGUACCGCAUCUUCAACCUGGGGAACACCUCGCCCGUGACGGUGCCGGCGCUGGUGGGCAUCCUAGAGCGCCACCUCAAAGUCAAGGCGAAGCGCCACGUGGUGGAGAUGCCGGGCAACGGGGAUGUGCCCUUCACCCACGCCAACAUCAGCUCCGCUCGCACCGAGCUCGGCUACAACCCCACCACCAACCUCGAGGCCGGCCUGAAGAAGUUCGUCAAGUGGUACCUCUCCUACUACGGCUACAACCCCAGAAGUGGCGGCGGAGCAACGAAAGCAUCCAAGAGCUUGGACAGAAAAGGGAGAAAAUAAGUCGAGAAAAAGCAGAAAGCAACAACAGCUGUGGAUCGCCUCUGCUCUUUGCUCUUUCCGAAGUCUCUCUCUCUCUCUCUCUUUCUCUCUCUCUCUCAAGUUUGUAUUUGCCCUGUUUAUAAUAUUCAUGAUAAUAAUUCCCGUUAAAUAAAAGUGAAUCGGUGUACGUUUCAUU